Indicator indicator is the source of this 1239-nucleotide messenger RNA. It is a transcript of the gene BMT2, whose product is annotated as base methyltransferase of 25S rRNA 2 homolog. Bases 1 to 1239 code for a protein of 412 amino acids. The record is from RefSeq and is a predicted model, not a curated record. Gene Ontology annotation, biological process: negative regulation of TORC1 signaling. NCBI's taxonomy places the organism in Eukaryota, Metazoa, Chordata, Aves, Piciformes, Indicatoridae. The transcript has 5 exons.
AUGGAGGCCGUUCCACAGCCCCAGCCUCGGCCCCUGCUCCGGCCCGGCGAGGUCGCUGCUGCUGCUCCCCUGCCGCCGCCGCCGCCCCCCCCGGAGCAGGAGCGGAAGCUGGAGCAAGAAAAACUCUCGGGGGUGGUGAAGAGCGUCCACCGGCGGCUGCGCAAGAAGUACCGGGAAGUGGGAGACUUUGAUAAGAUCUGGCGUGAGCACUGCGAGGAUGAGGAAACUCUGUGUGAAUAUGCUGUGGCAAUGAAAAACCUUGCGGAUAAUCACUGGGCAAAAACUUGUGAAGGGGAAGGCCGAAUUGAAUGGUGUUGCAGUGUAUGCCGAGAAUAUUUUCAGAACGGUGGGAAAAGAAAAGCACUGGAGAAAGAUGAAAAAAGAGCACUUCUUGCUUCCAAGACCACUCCAGCUUUAAAUGUUCCUCAGGCUCCCAAGAUUGAAGAUCCCUUGCCAGAUUCUGGCUUGACAAAUCAUGAAGCUGUAACAGAAGAAUUACUCCACUCCUUGGGGAAGAUCAGAUUACUUGAUGUUGGUAGCUGCUUUAAUCCAUUUCUGAAGUUUGAAGAAUUUCUGACAGUUGGCAUAGAUAUUGUUCCAGCUGUUGAGAGUGUAUAUAAAUGUGACUUCUUAAAUCUUCAAAUUCAGCAACCUCUCCAGCUGGCACAAGAUGCUAUAGAUGCCUUUCUUAAGCAACUAAAAAAUCCCAUUGAUUCUCUACCUGGAGAACUGUUUCAUGUUGUUGUUUUCUCACUCCUCCUUUCUUACUUUCCAUCACCCUAUCAGCGAUGGAUAUGCUGCAAGAAGGCACACGAACUUCUCGUAUUAAAUGGCUUGUUGCUUGUCAUAACUCCUGAUUCAUCCCACCAGAAUCGCCGUGCUAUGAUGAUGAAGAGCUGGAAAAUUGCCAUAGAGUCUUUGGGUUUUAAACGCUUCAAGUAUUCCAAGUUUUCGCAUAUGCACCUGAUGGCAUUUAGGAAAACUUCCCUGCAAACAACAAGUGACUUGGUUAGCAGGAACUACCCAGGAAUGUUGUAUAUCCCCCAGGAUUUCAACAGUAUAGAAGAUGAGGAGUAUUCAAACACUUCCUGUUAUGUUCGAUCGGAUACAGAAGAUGAACAGCUAGCUUAUGGUUUUAUGGAGCUACCUGAUGCUCCUUAUGACUCAGACUCUGGAGAAAGCCAGUCUAGUUCAAUUCCUUUCUAUGAGCUAGAAGAUCCUAUAUUGCUUCUAAGUUAA